AUGAAGAUAGGCUGCUUGCCAUUGUUAAUAUCAAGUGCGGUCGCAUUGAGGGCCGUGAUAGAUGCUGAAGAAUUGGUUGUAUUCAAGAAUGCUGAAUUUGAGGAAUCUUUCAUUGACUCCAUUUAUGGAGAAUUGGUCGAAUCGGAAGAGUCUAUGAAAUUCAAACAAGAGUUAGUUGGUAAUCGGGAAGUAAUGCUGCAUAGUUCGUAUAUAGAGGAACAAGGCUCUAGAGAUCUCCAGGCAGAGAUGGAAAGUUUACUUAGAACCGCAGAUUAUGCUUCUUUUUCAGAAUUGCAACGAAAGUCUUCAAAGGAAGAUAUGGCUGCAAGAUCUCAUCAAGGUUACAGGAAAUACAAAAGUAAAAUCGAGUACCCUGACAGCGAUGAUACAUCAGACUUAAGUGCACCAAGCUUGUUCGGAGGAAUCUUGACCUUUGCACAUCUUAGUCACUUUAACUGCUUUGAUCCUAAAUUGUAUCACAAGAACAUUGAUAUUGCCAUUGUUGGUGCUCCUUUCGACACGGGAACCAGCUACAGACCAGGAGCAAGAUUUGGCCCCGAGGGACUUAGACUGAAUUCAAGAAGGUUGGGUGAAGGAAGAACGCCAGUCAGGGGAAAUGGGAAGCCUGACUCGAAGUUGAUUGGGUUGGAUCCUUACGUUACCAAUUUUUCAGUCAUUGACUGUGGCGAUGUCCCCAUGACUCCCUUUGAUAACAGAAUUGCUCUAAAUCAGCUAUACAGAGGAGAAAGGGCAAUUCAUAAGCACAAGACUACUGUUGCUGGUAAUAGGGCCCCUAAGAUCAUUACCAUGGGUGGUGACCAUACCAUCACAUUGAUGGCUUUAAAAUCUGCUUAUGAGCAGUAUGGUAAGUUGUCCGUGUUGCACUUUGAUUCUCAUAUUGAUACAUGGAAUCCUAAGGUGUUGGGUGGUGGCAUAACCGACUACAUGUCCUUGAACCAUGGGACUUUCCUCCACUACGCAGCUGAGAAUGGAUACUUGAACAAGUCGAGUUGCAUGCAUUUGGGAUUAAGAGCUCCAUAUAUUGCACCAAAAUACGAUAUCAAGCAUGAUAAGCAAUGUGGAUUUGAAACGAUAACUGCUAGAGAUCUCGAUAAUUUCGGCAGAGAAGCGAUAAUUGAGAGAAUUCAAAGAAGAGUAGGUGACCUGCCAGUUUACAUAUCAGUAGAUAUCGACGUAUUAGAUCCCUCAGUUGCACCAGCAACAGGAACCAUGGAAGCUGGAGGUUGGACUACAAGAGAAUUGUUAGGAAUCCUUGAUGGUUUAGAAGGAAUUAACUUGGUGGGAGCAGAUGUUGUAGAAGUCAGUCCACCAUUUGAUACAAACUCCGAAAUUACACAGUUGGCCGCAACCGAGGUGAUCGACUCGUUUUUGGGGUUGAUGAUGGUUAAUGAUAUAUAG
Messenger RNA from Dujonia railenensis, 1419 nucleotides. NCBI's taxonomy places the organism in Eukaryota, Fungi, Ascomycota, Pichiomycetes, Serinales, Debaryomycetaceae. The record is from the annotation of a GenBank genome assembly.